AUUGUAUAAAUUAUUGAUUUCCAUGUAAGAAAUAGUGGUUAUAAAAUUGAAUUUUGAAAAUGUCUACCAUAUUCAUCAAUUUGAAUGAUGUUGAACAACAAAUGGAACGAGAAAAUACGAUGAUGGUGGAAGAAUCGAUUGAUAGACCAUUACCGUUGAAUUUAGCUGGAUUGAAUAUGGAUGAAUGUGUACAGAAUAUUCAAUGUGAUGUAUCGACAAUGUGGAUCAUUAUCAAUGAUUUGGGCACCAUUUAUCAAUGGCGUGUCCGUAAUCGUCGUUUCCGUAAAGUGAACAAUAUGCAUGGCCGUAAUCAUAAUCAAUUAAGUACGACAACAUCCGAACAAUUAUGGAAUGAUUUUAAAUCACGUAUGUAUGAAAAUCGAUUCAUUUUGAUAACGAUAACUGGUGGCCAUAUCAUUCUUCAUUAUUGUCAUCGUCGAGUGAUGAAUGUUUUGCCUGGACAAAAUAUAUUAAUCUUUGGUCCUGUAUCGAUUUGUUUUCAUAAUUUUGCCGAUAUUACCAGUGAAUCGUUCUAUCAAUUAGAACGUAUGCGACAUUUACGUCUUAAUGGCCGUGGAUUUAAGUUGCGUGUACAAUCAAAUUCACAUAAGCUAUUCAUCUGUCCCAACGAUAUAAUCGAUAAUCGAAUCAAUUUUGAUUGGAUUCAACAAUUACCAAUAUCAAUAACAACAGAUGAUCAAUGUCAACAACAAAAUAAUAAUACAAACAAUGAGCAUGAAUCGAUAAUUGCCAAUCAAUCCAUUCAGAUUAUUCGUGAAGAUUCAUAGUAAAAAAAAAUGAAGAAAAUUAAAUAAUAAAAAAUUCAUUUCGAACUGCCGAUUUUAAGCCACAAAAAAACUGUUGCUUACACAACAAACGUUUAUUUGUUUCUUUAAUAAUUGCCAUAAAUAGAAUAUAGAUGGCUCUUCGAAUGUUUCGAAAACGAGAUAUAUGCUCAAGAAUAUCGUUUUCGAAAUUCGAAAUUCAAAUCAUCACCACCCACUCUAUUACCAGUAAAUGUUUUUCCUUUUCCAAAUUUUUUUUUCUUUGUUCACAAUUUAACUUUUGCUUUUAAUUGAAUCAAUUAAAAUGCCAAUACCACGUAAACAAUUGGAUCAUCAAAAUGCUAAUCAAACAAAAUAUGUCCUUGUUAAAUUGGUCAUCAUGCUAACAAAUAAUUCGGAUGAGAUACGCCAUGAGCAAUAUAAAUUAAUGUCAUCAUCAACUAAGAUUUCUACUAUUCGACGAUGGAUUUAUCGAUGGAAUCCAGCAUUUAUUAAUAAAUCGAUAAACUUUUACUAUUAUGGAAAUGAACUAAAUGAUGAUGAUGAAGAUCUUACAUCGAUCAAUUAUAAUCCAGAAAUACAAAUCAUUUGUGAAAUUCAACAAUAAAUUACAAGAAAACUUUAAACACGUGGUAUAUUAUGUAAAAGUGUUCAUAUUUUAAUAUUACGAUAUAUAUACACAAAAGAAAAAAAGAAUCCAGAAAAAAAAUGUUAAUUUUGAAAUCAGAUACCAUCACCAAACAGAAACUUGAUUGUUGAAAUUUUCGUUAUUGUCUUUCAUCUCAUAUAAUAUGUCUGUGUUUUAAAUGAAACAAAAAAAAUGCUUUUUUUCGAAAUCAAAACACCAAUGAUAUUUAACAUUUGACAAGUAAUAAUAAUUAAUAAAAAAAAUGAUUAAAUAAAUUAUGGCUUGAUAGAUUAGGAGGAGAAAGUUGUGUUGAAAAUGAAAAUUUGUUUUCAUUUUAUUAGGGUGAUGAUGAUGAAAAAAAUGGCACACGGCAAUGUUUAUUGUUUGCAAUGACACUUUUGUUGUUGUUGUUGUCGUUAUUCUAAAUUCGUUUUAAAAGAAUCUUUUUGCAUAAUUUUGAUCAAUAUAAAUAUCGACUUCAUUAUCAUUAUUCAUCAUCAUCAUUGUUGCUGUUGUUGGAU
This is a messenger RNA of Dermatophagoides farinae (American house dust mite), 1934 nucleotides long. RefSeq lists its product as uncharacterized. Lineage: Eukaryota; Metazoa; Arthropoda; Arachnida; Sarcoptiformes; Pyroglyphidae. The record is from RefSeq and is a predicted model, not a curated record.